This is a messenger RNA of Cherax quadricarinatus, 507 nucleotides long. RefSeq names its product keratin-associated protein 16-3-like. The record is from RefSeq and is a predicted model, not a curated record. NCBI's taxonomy places the organism in Eukaryota, Metazoa, Arthropoda, Malacostraca, Decapoda, Parastacidae.
UCAAGCACGUGCAGAUAUACGCUAAACAUGAAACUAUUAUUCCUGUCAGCAAUUGCAGCGCUCCUAGUGGCCACUUGCUAUGGUGGAUAUGGCUACGGGGGCCAUGGAGGAUAUGGCUAUGGGGGCUAUGGUGGAAUUAGCGGUGGAAGCCAUCCUGGAUAUGGAUAUUCUCAUGCCUCUUACUUCCUGAGGAACCCUAAGGGUGGCUAUGGUUUCGGCGGACCUGGAAACGCGGGAGUACAUGGGGCACACGGUGGCUAUGGACACGGUGGUGGAUAUGGGUACGGUGGCGGAUAUGGAUACGGCGGUGGAUAUGGAUACGGCGGUGGAUAUGGAUACGGUGGCGGAUAUGGAUACGGUCGCUGAGGAAGUAAUAAACCAACUGGCUGAGGUGGAUACGCUGCUAACAUAGGCCAGUAGACCCAGUGCUCUACUCCUCUGUUUAUAUAUAGAGGAUACACUGUCAGGCAUUUGACGUUAAGAAACAUUGAAAAUAAAUAUAUUUAU